Molecule: messenger RNA, 3628 nt
Organism: Poecilia latipinna (sailfin molly)
Lineage: Eukaryota; Metazoa; Chordata; Actinopteri; Cyprinodontiformes; Poeciliidae
Product: inverted formin-2-like
Exons: 19
Coding region: 1-2694 (897 amino acids)
Biological process (GO): cellular component organization
Molecular function (GO): actin binding
Source: RefSeq, a predicted model, not a curated record
AUGGCUUCCGUAGCCAGAGUCCGGCGGCGUUGUGACGUCUCUGCGUCCGUCUCCAGAGAGACGGAGGACAUGGACCUCAACAUCCAGUGCGAUGCGUUCGAAGACUCCAUGGCGGACGAUGAAGAGGAGAUGGAGAGACUGUACGGCGGGAUCGACAUGAGCAGCCACCAGGAAGUCUUCAGUUUGCUCUUCGCCAAGGUGUCCAGCUGUCCGUCCUCAGUCCAGCUGCUCUCCAUCCUUCAGGCCUUGUCGAUGGUGGACCCAAAGAGAAACGACAUCUGGCUGGCUCUGGAGGCGCUGACCGAUCGAGCCACGCUGCUGGCCCAGAACACUGAUUUAGGCCCCGGUGAUUCGCUGCUGGAUAGGCUCUUCCCCACAAAACAUCUGUCAUCCAAUAAGAAGGUCAGAAUGGUGGACAGGGCGGUGCAGACCCGAACGCUCAGCUGGCCUCCUGGCCAAUUACAGCCGUUAGCAGAGAAACAGGCUCCGCCCCCUGCAGCCGGUUGUCCUCCACCUCCUCCACCUCCACCACCUCCUCCACCUUUACCAGGCACAGGAUCUGCUCCACCUCCUCCACCUCCUCCUCCUUUACCUGGCAUUGGAGCUCCACCUCCUCCGCCUCCUCCGCCUCCACUACCAGGCGCCGGACCUCCACCGCCUCCACCUUUACCUGGCAUGGGGAUCCCACCGCCUCCACCAAUGGAAAUGAUCACCGCUCAUUCAGCACCGACUUUAGGCAGCGGCUAUUUUAGCCCAGCCCACCAUUCAAGCCCCGCCCCCUGCCCCUCCCUGCGGAUGAAGAAGCUGAACUGGCAGAAACUCCCGUCCAGAGUGGUAACCGAUCAUCAGUCUCUCUGGACAUCAUCAUCGUCAGAGUCGGUGGAACCAGAUUACUGCAGCAUCGAGCAGCUCUUCAGUCUGCCUCCCACUGACGCCAAAACCAGAACCAAGACCAGAACGGAGUCCAAAGAGAUUUCGUUCAUUGACGCCAAGAAAAGCCUGAACCUCAACAUCUUCCUGAAGCAGUUCAGAUGUUCCCAUGAGGAGUUUGUGUCUCUGAUCCAGAACGGAGACCGGUCCAAGUUCGAUGUGGAAAUCCUCGAACAGCUGAUCAAACUGCUUCCAGAGAAACACGAGAUAGAAAACCUGAAGUCCCACCAGGAAGACAGAGACAAGAUGGCGUCAGUGGAUCAGUUUUACCUGCAGCUGCUGAACUUGCCCAGCUACGCGCUGAGGAUCGAGUGCAUGCUGCUGUGUGAAGAGAGCAGCUGUGUGCUGGAGACUCUGAAACCCAAAGCUGAACUUCUGGACCAGGCCUGCCAAAGUGUGAGGGAGAGCUGCCGCCUGCCCGGCUUCUGCAAACUCAUCCUCAGCGUCGGGAACUUCCUCAACUAUGGAACCCACACUGGGAACGCUGAUGGCUUUAAAAUCGGCACUUUGCUCCGAUUGAGUGAAACUAAAGCCAACAAGUCCAGGAUCACGCUGCUGCACCACAUCCUGGAGGAGGUGGAGAAGGACCAUCCGGACCUGCUCAACCUGCCUGAUGACCUGCAGAUCUGUGAAAAGGCUUCUGGGGUGAGCAUGGAGUCCAUCCAGUCUGAGUACUCCUCUCUGUUCAAACGGCUCAAAAGCUCUGAGAAGAAAGUUUCCUCUUCCUCUGAGGACAUAAAGGAGCAGUACCUGUCUGCCAUCCAGGAGAGCCUGCAGGUGUGUGAGCAGCUGCAGAAGGUCAUGACCUCUGUGGAGGACAGGAGGCGGGACCUGGCGGACUACCUGUGCGAAGACGUCGCCACCUUCUCCCUCGACGACCUCUUUGGGAUCAUCAAGACCUUCAGAGGGCUCUUCCUCAAAGCUCUCAAGGAGAACGAAAACCGGAGAGAGCUGGAGAAGAAGAGGAAGAAAAGAGAGGAGGAGAAGCAGCUGAAAGGAGAUUCCGGCAGGAUGGUCAAGAGGGAGGUGAACCUGCAGAACGAAGGCUGCAUCAUUGACAACCUGAUGGCCGAGAUCCGGAAGGGCCACGCCCUGAAGAAGACCAGAACGCCGUCCCGCAGGGGCAGCAGGGGGCAGCGCCGGGGGUCACUUCCUGUUCCUGCAGGCACGGUGCACGCUCGUCCCGGGACCAUACGGAGGUCAAAGGCUGUCGAGGACCCCGACUUCCCUCUCUCUAGCCAAUCACAGAAGACAUCUGGAAUGACACCAAUCCAGGAAGAUCCGCCCUCCCAUCCAGGAAGUUCUGGCCAAUCAAAGAAGCCGUUGGAGGCGGUCCAAACUCCUGCCACUUCCAACCAAUCUGCGAUGGCCUUGCCCUCUGGAACGAGUCCUGAUCCCAGGUCAACAGAACCGCCAAAGAACCAGAACCCACAAACACCUGCAGCCGUUCCUGCUGGUCCUGCAGAGGAGACCAGGCGCAGGCGUCAGGAGUCUUUAAAGGACUCGGGUCUGGAAACCCAAAGUUCCUCAGGACUGAAGGGAGUCCAGCCCGGCGCAGAGCGUCCGGCACCGAGCAGAGUCCGGAGCAGCCUGAGCGUGGCGGAUGGGUCGGACUUUGAGUACAUCUCCUCGUCAGAAGUGAGAGGAAUCGGACCGGAGAAUGGCAAAAAUCCAAACGAGAGUCCGAGCAGGAGAACGCACAAGACCCGUCCAAAAGCCGGGACAAACGCAGAGGAUGUGGGUCUGGUUUCCUCCCGGGCCUGAACCCGUCCGCCCCUCCCCUGAGGUAGAACCCGACUCAGACAGAACCUCUGUUCGCUUUUAAUCCCAAAUAAUCCCAUCAGUGAUUCCACGUCUCUGCAUGUCACCUCGAGUCUUUCUGAAUCGGGUUUGAUGACCAAACAUGUCAAAGGUUCUCCUCUCAGCCAAUCAGCUGCUUCGUAACAAAUGUUAGAAAAUCUGCAGAAUAAAUCUGAGAUGAAGAUCCGACUAACACUAAAUCCUGUAAUGUCUGAUUAAAAGACGCAGACCAGGCUGAAAGGCUGCUGUCGCCCAAACACACGGCAGACCAGCGGUGUCCAGAGGCGGCUCCAGACGGACAAUUUCAGGACCAAUUCCUGAGGACAUUUUCCAGAAGAAACUCAGAAAUGACUCGAUGACUGCGUCAGAUCCCAAAGCCCCAAGCAGAAGAAAGGAUGCGUUGUACAGUGAGGUGAGCAGAGGAGGACCCGUCUCCAUGGCAACAGGAAAGAUCUGAAGUGGAAUAAAAACUGUACAUGGAGAGCAGAGAGUAGGGUUUCUGGUUUCUGGUUCAGUGAGCGUCGGUGUGCUAAUGCAGAUUACCUGAGCAGUCAGGUGAGCGGAUGUGGGCGGGACCUCCGAUUUGCCCUGGUUUCAUUGGUUGAAGAUCAGAUCAGAUCUCAGAUCAGGGGAUUCUGGGUAAAACCAGACGGUGAACGUUGAACUCAGUCAGGUGAUGAAGUGUGGGAGUGAUCUCCAUUUCCUGUUACUGCAUUUAACUUCCUGUCCUGCAGCCUGUCACAAUAAAACUCCAUCUGAUGGUUUGUUAAAUCUGCAGGAUUUCCAGUCUGAUCAGGAUUUUCACAUUCUUCUGGAUUUUUUACGCUAAAAAGACACAAAAUUAAAUGUUAAAUUUGCUGAACCAGUAAAACGAUAAAUAAAUAUCUAUAUACUCUUU